Molecule: messenger RNA, 3979 nt
Organism: Betta splendens (Siamese fighting fish)
Lineage: Eukaryota; Metazoa; Chordata; Actinopteri; Anabantiformes; Osphronemidae
Gene: tnn
Product: tenascin N
Exons: 19
Coding region: 150-3491 (1113 amino acids)
Molecular function (GO): protein binding
Source: RefSeq, a predicted model, not a curated record
UUUUAACAAUUGAGGAGGGAGGGAGAGACCAGAAGUCACUGGCAGCGGAGAGGUCUUUGAAUCAGUGGCCUGUCAACAGGUGGCAGAGGGAGAGGCUCAGUCGUUCAGAGAGAGAGAGAGCGUAGAGGAGCAGACAGUGAAGAAAGGCCAUGACCACCAGACUCCCGCUGAGGGCCCUGGGCCUGCUGACCCUGCUCUGCGCCGCCUUCAACCUCGGCUCAGCCGAUAACCGAGACCCCUCCGCCCCUCCGCAGGGGGUCACCUUCAGCCACGUGUAUAAAAUCGACGUCCCGGGGAGCUCCAGCUGCAAAGUGGAGCGCCAGGAUGAAGCAGGUCUGCAGACGGAGACCACCGCCAACGGGGAGAACGACAUCACCUUCAGACACAACAUCAGGCUGCAAACGCCCAAGUGCGACUGCGAGGAGUCGGAAAGCUUCAAGUCCCUGUUGUACAGGAUCAACGGGCUGGAGGAGGAGGUCAACUACCUGAAGACCCAGUGUGCUCAAGGGUGCUGCGGCAGAGGCGCCGCCGCAGGCCUGGACACGGGCUGCGGCGGUCACGGCAGCUACCAGCACGACUCCUGCAGCUGCCUGUGCGACCCGGGCUGGGAGGGCCCCGACUGCUCCGAGGCCUCCUGCCCGGACUUCUGCAACGACAACGGGCGCUGCGUGGACGGCCGCUGCGUGUGCCACGAGGGCUUCGCGGGCGACGACUGCGGCCGGGCGGCGUGUCCGGGCGACUGCAGCGACAAGGGCCUGUGCGUGGACGGGAGGUGCGUGUGCUUCCCGCAGUUCGGCGGCGAGGACUGCGGCGUCCGGAGGUGCCCCGGCGACUGCGCGGGCAACGGCCGCUGCGUGGACGGCCGCUGCGUCUGCGAGGAGGGCUUCCACGGCGAGGACUGCUCCUCAGUCUCCGGGCCUCAGGGACUCAGGCUGGUCCAGGUGACGGACACCUCUCUCCUGGUGGAGUGGGAGUCCGUUCGUGGGGCGGAGUAUUACGUUCUCUCUUAUCAUAGCAAAGGUGACGCCAGCGGCCGAGCGCAGGUACGGAUUCCCAACACAGAGACUUCCUACCUCAUCACAGGCCUGACCCCUGGGGUGACCUACAUCGUCGAUGUGCACGCCGUCGUCAAAGAAAUCCAAAGUGAAGCAGACCAGAUCGAAGCCACUACAGAUGUCUCAGCUGUCGACGAUAUCCAAGUGCUCGGCCAGACGGACGUCACGAUUCAGGUGGACUGGAAGAACCCAUUAGCCGAGGUGGAUCACUUCCGGCUCCGACACACCGACCCGGCGGGGCAGGAGGAGGAGCUGAGCGUGCAGAGGAGCCAGGAGGCGCGCACCAAAUACACCAUUGUGGGUCUGUAUCCGGGGACCGAGUACCUGAUCUCAGUGCAGGCCAUCAAAGGAAGCAGUGAGGGAAAGCCUUCCUCUGUCAAGGGUGCCACAGACGUGGAUGCUCCAACCAACCUCGUCACCACUAAGGUGACGGAGGACACCGCCACUGUUUCGUGGGACAGAGUCAAGGCAGACAUAGAGGGCUACAUGUUGAGCUACAGCUCCGCCGAGGGCUCCAGCUCAGAGAUCCCCGUGGGACGCGACAGCAGCUCGCACAAGCUGAUCGGCUUGAGGCCCGGAGUCGUCUACACCGUCUACAUCUGGGCUUUCAGGGGCGAUAGAGUCAGCAGGAAGAGCUCAACGGAAGCAGAAACAGAGCUGGACGCCCCUACUAACGUCUUGGCCCAAGAUGAAUCAGAGACCAGCUUCAGGGUGACCUGGGAUAAAACCCUUGCAGAAAUUGACGGAUACGUCCUCACCUACAGCUCCGCUGAGGGCUCAAGCGAGGAACUCCCGGUUGGGUCUGAUGCUUCUUCUUAUAAGCUGACUGGCUUGAGGCCUGGGGUCCUCUACACUGUCUACGUCUGGGCCGUCAAGGGGGACAAAUCCAGCAGGAAGAGCUCAACACAAGCUGAGACAGACCUGGAUGCCCCCGCUAACCUCUUAGCCCGAGAUGAAACGGAGUCCAGUUUCACCGUGUCUUGGGAUCCAGUGCAGGCAGAAACUGACGGCUACAUCUUAACCUACAGCUCCUCAGAGGCCUCAAGUGGCGAGAUCCAAGUGGGGCCCCAGAGGGCCUCUUACGACCUGACUGGCCUGAGGCCGGGGGUCCUCUACACUGUCCACAUCUGGGCAAUCAAAGGGAGCAAAGUCAGCAGGAAGAGCUCGACGCGAGCCGAGACAGAGCUGGAUGCUCCUGCUAACCUCUUAGCCCAAGAUGUAACAGAGACCAGCUUCGGCCUCACGUGGGAUCCGGUCCAGGCGCAGGUUGAUGGCUACGUCAUAACCUACAGCUUCUCAGAGGGCUCUAGUGGGGAAGUCCCAGUCGGGCCCGAAAGCACGUCGUACAGUGUGGCUGACCUGAGGCCUGGGGUCCCCUACACUGUGUACCUGUGGGCGGUCAAGGGGAACAAAGUCAGCAGGAAGAUCUCAACAGAUGCUGAGACAGACAUUGAUGCGCCCAAGGACCUGAAGGCUGCAGACGUGACCCUGGAGUCUGCUGUCCUGAACUGGACUCCUCCUCUGGCCGAUAUCGAGGGCUACAUCCUGACGUACAGAGACGAAGCUGGCAGCAUGGAGACUGUUGAAAAGCAGAUUGGAGCCACCGAUAGGACCUUCUCCAUUUCUGGACUGGAGAUGGGAACCAGGUACAUUGUGACCAUCAUCGCCUACAGAGGCAACAAGAGGAGCAAGAUGGUGGAGAGCAUCUUUAAAACAGCUGGCCUCCUGAACCCCUUCCCCAUGGACUGCAUUCAGAUUCUAAAGAACGGAAACAAGAAGAGUGGCAUUUACACAAUCUACAUCAACAAUAAUCGCUCCCGACCCAUUGAGGUUUACUGCGACAUGGACACUGACGGAGGCGGCUGGCUGAUGCUCCAGCGCCGCACCAGUGGCAAGCUGGACUUCAUGAAACGCUGGAGACAGUACAUCGAGGGCUUUGGGGACAUGACGGAUGAGUUCUGGAUUGGUCUGGGCAAGAUAUACGACCUCACCAGCACUCCCACUCAGUACGAGCUGAGGUUCGACCUGGGCCUGGGCUCAGAGAGGGCGUACGCCGUCUACGACGACUUCAAGAUCGCGCCGGUCAAGCAGAAGUUCAAGCUCACCAUCGGCAAAUACAGGGGGACGGCAGGUGACGCCAUGACCUACCACCAGGGCCGGCCCUGGACCACCAUCGACUCGGACAACGACAUCGCGCUGGGGAACUGCGCCCUGACCCACCGCGGCGCCUGGUGGUACAAGAACUGCCACCUGGCCAACCUCAACGGGAAGUGGGGCGACAACAGACACAGCCUGGGCGUGAACUGGGAGCCGUGGAAGGGCCACUUGACGUCGCUUGACUUCACCGAAAUGAAGAUCCGGCCCGUCGGCGCCGCGUCCGGCAGGAAGAGGAGGUGGGCGGCGGCCAGAGGGAGGAGCGGCGGCCUCCGCGACUAGCGGGGGGUCCGGAGGCGUCAGUGUGCGGUUUGUGCGACUGGUCCGCAAACCUGUAAGUGUCUCAGCUUAGACAUCAUGUAGAGAGAAGCUCACGCCGUACUCAACAGUAACUUAUUAUGGGUUUACCAGGAGUACCCAAGGUUUAGUGGGAUCUAAAGACGGCCAAUGUGAAGUUGAAUAUUAACCUGUUAUUUUAAUUCAGUAAUUCUGGUAGAAAACUGGUAGAAAACCUGAAAAACUGUAACAAUACUGACUUGGACCACGAUGUAGACAUGACUUAGUUUAUGGGUUAUGAAGUCGGCUGUGUCCCACCGAGCUGCCGCCGGGCCUCACGUCACGUUAUGAGCGGGCCGAGCCAGAGGAACCCGACGGGCGGCUGUGUGAAGCGGCCGCUUUACAUUCACGCGACACGGGCGGCGCGUAUCAAUCAGUGCGACGAGCCCAUAACGAAUGUCAAGAACAAUAAAGCUCGGAUCUCACGAAGCUAA